GAUUCCAUCCGAGCGUUAUUGAGAGACGGACACAGUUGUUGUUGAUUUUGAACAUUGUUCUCACGUAAUUGAAAUUUUUCGUCGUUUUUUGUACCGCACUAGCAUCAAUUUUACUUGUAUUUCUUAUUCUUGAGAAUUACCAUCAACUGGACUCGUGCAUGGUGACUAUUUUAAACAUUUAUCCAGGUGAAACUGGCAAAUUAAACAUUAGAUUGCUCAAUGAAAGAAAAUCAUCAAGCAUUUGUCGAACAUCACAGGAACGAAGAAGACGACAAUGCAUCAGUGCAGCGUUUGUUGUAAAGGUUUCCCGAGUGCCUCUAAACUCCAGAGACACUAUCUCAUACACACAGGCCAAAAGCCAUUUACCUGUUUGGUUUGUGGCAAAGCCUUUAGACAAUCUGUACAUUUAAAGAAGCACUCCGAGACCCACACAGGGAAUUACCACAAUUGGAGUCCACCCACAGACAGUUUGCAACAUACUAUACCAGUACCUACAAACCCUGAUCCAUCUCUUGAGAAUUCUGGACAUGAUUUAAUUACAGAUACCCCACUGUUGCCUGCAGCAUAUUUUCAAAGAGAUGGGACCAUGGAGAGGACACCACCAGAGAUGUACACUACAGCCUCAGAGAUCAAACCGCAACCUGAACUUAUCCCACCUGCUGAUAAUGGUUUAUUUAGCAGCCAACAAAACACCCAGCCAGGAGGCCAUUUCUUCACAGAUUUACUGCAAGAUAACAUGAUCGGCUCUGAUGGAAUGGAGAACAGUGCAUGGCACACAGACGAUGUCUACACAUGUACAGUGUGCCUGAUGUGUUUUAGUUCCUCUCACCAGCUUCAGAGGCACUUACCAGUUCACAGUCAGCCAAAACCUUUUGAGUGUAACAUUUGUGGGAAGGCCUUCAGACUAAGGGCCCAUUUGAAAAUGCACUCUCAAAUACAUGAACGCAGGCCUACUGGAUUUUCUAAGACUAUCCCCAUGCUUGGGUCUCAGCAAAGCUCUUUCAGAGGUAGAAUGAGGGUGAACCACGAAUGUCCAACCUGCUCAAAAACAUUCUGUUCUCCAUCCAAACUAAAGCGUCAUUUUCUUACUCACACUGGCCAGAAGCCUUUUUCCUGUGAGGACUGCGGGAAAACAUUCAGGCAGGUGUCACACCUGAAAACCCACCUAUAUGCCUCGCAUAAUAAAUCAAAUCUCCAAAAUGUGUGUACAAAACAAAAAGAAAAGCGAAUAGAUGCUAGGAAUACAAAUGUAGAUAUGGAACUACAGUGUGAAAUAAGCGUCGGUGCCACGCAGCACCUGGACAAGUUAGAAAAGUCUUCGCUUCCUGUCAAAGUAGAGCCGAAUGCUAUUGGUACCAGUCAAUUUGAGUGUAGCAUUUGCUCAAAGACAUUCAGCAGUUCAAUUAGACACAGGCAGCAUUACAUGAUGCAUAAAGAAGUAAGACCCUUUCAGUGCCGUGUUUGCGGCAGAACCUUCCGUCUUUCGACCCAUUUAAAGAGGCACCAAGUCAGUCAUAAGAACCAAGAUGAAUCUCAGAACACAAGUCAGGUGGAUGAUCCAAGGAGUGCCGUGUCUGUGUCGAAGACUGAACAUGCUUACCAAAAUUCAGACAAAGGGAUGACUUCUCCAGAGCCUAAUGAAUCGAAAGCCCUUGAACUCAAUAUUAUUGUUAAACCAGAGCACUGGAAGCUGAAUAUGAAAGAUGAUAAAGACUUUCCAGUUUCCGCUCUGCAGGAACCUGAAUCAACUGCAACAUCUCACCUGAAGACGCCGGUAUUUGGUCAAACCAGCAGCCAACGUAAGAUCAGCCAGAAAGCAAAGAAUCAGCAACUGAACCAUCAGUGUCUUGCAUGCCUUAAAUGUUUCCCUUCUCCAUCCAAACUGCAGAGGCAUAUGUUGACCCAUACUGGUCAAAGACCCUUUGGGUGCCACAUGUGUGGGAAGCGAUUUCGCCAGCCAACACAUUUGAGGAUCCACUCCCACACUCAUCUGUGGUCCAAAAAUGGAAAGCAAAGAUAUGCUCCACGUUCUAGACCUCCAUCACGUCGAAUUACUGAACACCAAGAGUCUCCAGUGGGUGUCCAAUUUCAGGAAAAGCUUCCUGAAAAGCACAAUUCUGAUAGGAACGUUCACCUCAAGUCCCCUACAGAGAAACAGUCAGGUCAAGGCAGUACUUUUGCUUGUGAACACAAUGAAAGCAAUAGGAAAAUGCAUUGGUUUCAGCAUUCAACAUCCUCCCUAUCCAAUCCUCCACUCCCUCUCCAAAUGCCACCAGAAACAACACUGAAUCAAAGUGGCCACUUGCAAUUGAAAAAUCAAGCCAUGCCGUCAACAGGAAAAGUUAAUGAUGCCCCUUUCCUGAGUACAAGUCCAGAAUUGGCUUUGAAAGGUGCUGACGCCAUCUCUGUGGGGAGUACAAGCCAUACAAAACACCAGUGUUUGCUAUGUUUAAAAUAUUUCCCAUCUGCCUCUAAACUACAAAGACAUAACCUUGUACACACUGGCUUGAGACCAUUCCAAUGCCUGGCAUGUGGAAAAACAUUCAGACAGGCCACACACCUGAAAGUUCACGAGGGAACUCACAAGUGGAGACCCUUCAGACCUGCCUCUCGACAGGGAAAUAGAAUGAAAGUAAGAAGGCCGCAACAACUUCAGUACCCUAAAGUCUGUGUUCAAGUUCCUGUGACGAGUUCUAUGAAAGCAGAGCCAUUCCAUUCAAAUGAUGUGAAUGAAUGGAGACCAUUCCACGACAAUUUUGAGGAUACCUGUAAUAAUCAACCAAAGGCACAACAAGACAACAACAUUAACAGCACUUCGAAACAGUCCAUACCAAACAAGGUGACCUGUGCUAAAAGAAAAGCACACCUGUGCACGAUUUGUCAGAAGGGCUUUGACACUCCAUCGAAACUGUCUAGACACUUUCUCAUACACACUGGUAUAAGACCAUUCAAAUGCAGUUUAUGCACUAAAACUUUCAGACAGCCUUGCCACUUGAGAAGUCAUGAACGACGAACACAUGAGAUUAAAACAUGUAGUGAUGUCCAGGAUAACAGCACAUUUAGGGACCCUGACCAUGAAACUCUUGCCUCUGCUCAAGGAAAGAAACUGAGAGACAUGCCACAGUCCUACAAAGACAGUUCUGAUCACUGCUCAGUCACUGAUGAGAGUUUAGGUCAUUCUUCAGAGGCAAGAGACCCAAGGUUUGUGGCAAUACAAAACAUAAGCCUACCAGAUGAUAACAUGGAAUCUGGGAGUAGACAAAGCGAGGACUAUUGGUGCACUGAGUGUCACAGUAAUUUCUUGUCCCCAUCUGAACUUGCUACUCAUCUCAUUGUUCACAGACAUGCCCUAAACAAUGAGAUGACAGGUCAUAAUUCAUUGCAACAGGAAAUGGGGGCUCACAUGCAUUCUAUGCAAAUGGAAUUUCAAACCAAUCAAGUCAUAGCAGAUGCAGACAAUCAUAAUGUUAUCCAAAAUGAGAGGCUUGAUCAUUACUGGAGUGAACCAAUUCAAAUGUCAUUUCAGUGUGACAAAUGCAUCACAUCUUUUGAAACAGAAAGGGAUCUUCAGCUCCAUAAAUGUCACUCAAGAAAUCAAAUUGAGGUUACUCAGUCAAGCACAUAUCGGUGUGCAAUUUGUUUCAAGGAUUUCAAGACUCCUUCCAAACUCCAGAGACAUUAUGUCACCCAUACAGGCGAGAGGCCAUUCCAGUGUAAAGUGUGUGAGAAGACUUUCACACAAGCGUCUCAUCUAAAAACCCACCAGCGCACACACAAAUCAGACAUGGCCUAAACAGAUAUUUCUGUUUUUAUUGACAUAUCUAAUAUGAUUUCUUUCUCAUCUUUUCUCCGUUUAGUUUAAUAUGCCCACAUCACUAUUCAGAAAGGGCAAAAUUACCAUAUUAAUGAUUUAAUAAACUGCCUUGUGUGUAAUUGAAAUUAUUGUGAAAUUACUGUUGUGUAGCCAAGACAUUUGUGGAAUCGUAUAACAAUGUGCUUGUUAUUUAUUGGUUAUUUAUCACCUGUAUACCUGCCAUAAUUUGCUGUUAUUAAUCCAAGUUUUAGAUGACAUUCAGAACAAAUAAAUGUAUAAAUAAAAGUAUUUCUCUGCGA
Messenger RNA from Salmo salar (Atlantic salmon), 4113 nucleotides. The record is from RefSeq and is a predicted model, not a curated record. Lineage: Eukaryota; Metazoa; Chordata; Actinopteri; Salmoniformes; Salmonidae.